Molecule: messenger RNA, 4472 nt
Organism: Vicugna pacos (alpaca)
Lineage: Eukaryota; Metazoa; Chordata; Mammalia; Artiodactyla; Camelidae
Source: RefSeq, a predicted model, not a curated record
CCCGGGGCGGGGCGGGCUGGGGGAGGUAGGAGGAGGAAGAGGGUCUGGGCCGUGUUGCCUCCGGGACGGACCUCCGGAGAACCCGAGGGAUAGGUAAACCCGGCGCGCAGCCGGCGGGACGUUCGGCGGACGGGGUCUGGAUCCCGGGCGCGGAGCGCAUCGGCCGCGGGUCGGGCUCCUGCCUUCCGGACCAGGUUGGCCUCGGAGUCCCGGCCCACUUUCCCCAACCCAGCCUCGGACAGCCUGAGCCUCCCGGUCCCCGGCCUCCUCCCCGAGCCCCGCAGCCCCCUCCGGGAGCUGCCCGGCCGCAGGGAGGACGUCUUCCGCAGGAGGUCUGGGGGCGGCCUGACCCCGAGGGAGGCGCGCGCGUUGCACACAAGCCCGGGGGUUGGUUUGUUGGUGUGGUGGUGCCUCUCGAACUUUUGUCACUGAUACCCCAUGUUACCCCAUCACCAGAAGAGUCUGGGCAGAGACUGGACUACACCGUGGGAGAAUCUGCAAAAGUGUUGCUGGAACAGACAUAUUUCUAGUUGUAUGAGGUGGCCGGGACACUAUUCUCGUGCUCCUUACCCAUACUUCAGUAGUAGGCAUUUUUCACUAAAUUGGAGACCACCUUGUUUGUUUGAGUCUAGAACUCAGUUUCAGUACUGGAACUGGAGACCUGACAACCUGAGCCAGACAUCUUUAAUUCAUCUCUCUAGUUACAUCAUGAACUCUGAGGGAGAUGAGCCUUCAUCAAAACGAAGAAAACACCAAGGCACAAUAACACGGCAUUGGGAAUAUAUAUGUAACCAUAAUAAAGAAAAAACGAAGAUCCUAGGAGACAAAAAUGUUGACCCCAUAUGUGAAGACAGUGAAAACAAGUUUGACUUUUCAGUGAUGUCCUAUAAUAUACUUUCACAAGAUUUAUUGGAAGACAAUUCACACCUUUACAGACACUGCCGGCGGCCAGUGUUACACUGGAGUUUUAGGUUUCCCAAUAUUCUGAAAGAAAUUAAACACUUUGAUGCAGAUGUACUUUGUUUGCAAGAAGUUCAAGAAGAUCAUUAUGGAGCAGAGAUCAGGCCAAGUUUGGAAUCAUUGGGUUAUCACUGUGAAUACAAGAUGCGGACAGGAAGGAAACCUGAUGGCUGUGCCAUUUGCUUCAAACAUUCCAAAUUUUCACUCCUAUCAGUGAACCCAGUGGAAUUCUACCGCCCUGAUGUUCCUCUGUUGGACAGAGACAAUGUUGGAUUAGUGUUACUUUUGCAGCCCAAAAUUCCAAGUGCUGCCUCCCCUGCGAUCUGUGUAGCUAACACACAUCUGUUGUAUAACCCAAGGCGGGGUGAUAUUAAGCUGACCCAAUUGGCAAUGCUUCUGGCAGAGAUUUCCAGUGUUGCCCAUCAGAAAGAUGGCAGCUUCUGCCCCAUUGUUAUGUGUGGUGACUUUAAUUCUGUUCCUGGCUCUCCACUCUAUAGUUUUAUAAAGGAAGGAAAAUUGAAUUAUGAAGGACUUCCCAUAGGAAAGGUAUCUGGCCAGGAACAGUCAUCACGGGGACAAAGAAUUUUAUCUAUUCCAAUUUGGCCCCCAAACCUAGGUAUCUCACAGAACUGUGUUUAUGAGGUACAGCAGGUACCAAAAGUAGAAAAGACAGACAGUGAUCUGACACAAACAGAGCUGGAUAAAACAGGAGUCCUAGUUACAGCUGAAAAAGUAUCUUCAAAUUUACAGCACCAUUUCAGCUUGUCAUCUGUUUAUUCACAUUAUUUUCCUGACACUGGAAUUCCUGAAGUGACCACCUGUCAUUCGCGAAGUGCCAUAACUGUGGAUUAUAUUUUCUAUUCUGCUGAAAAGGAAGAUGUUUCUGGGCAGCCAGGAGCUGAAGUUCCUUUGGUUGGUGGCUUGAAACUUCUAGCUAGAUUGUCACUUCUUACAGAACAAGACUUGUGGACUGUUAAUGGGCUUCCAAAUGAAAAUAACUCUUCAGAUCAUCUGCCUUUAUUGGCUAAAUUCAGACUUGAGCUCUGACUCUUCUUUGAUUACAUUUAUACUUUGCUUUUACAUUUGUAUUCUUUUUCAAAGAAUGUAAAGUUGUUCUUAAGAGUUUGCGUGUUAUUUAUUUUUGCGCUAUGGGAUUUCUGAAGCAGUUACGCUAAACAGAUGCUAAAUGCUUGAAACAGAUAUCAGAAGAACCAAGUUUACAAUUUUCUUUUUUUAAUAAUGAAAAGUUAUUUUCCUGACAAGUGAGAUCUAAAUGCUCUUUAUUGUAAAAGAGUUGUAAAUAUUUAUUCUAAUCUCAGUAAAAUUGACAGUGAUUUUUAAAUGUAGUGGAGCUUCUUUAGUCCUCUUAGUAAAGAAUUUCAUGUUUUCAAGCUCACUGUGGAUCUAAAAUAUCUUUUUUGAGUUCUUGCAAACCACAGCUCAUUUCUCUUCUGGAAGGCCUGAUUUCAUUGGGAGGAUUAUGUUUCUUGAGUCCUAAUUAGUUCAUCUCAGAAAUCACUGGGUUGUUAACAAAUGUCCAGCCAACCAUUUUAGUUUUUAAGGGGACUUGAUAAUGCUUUUUAAAAUUGUACGGAUUGCUUAAUCCAUCAUAUUACUAUCCUGAGCCAUGUAAUAUGCCUACAUUUUACUGGCGAAGUAUAGGUCACCAUCACUAGUAGGAUGAGGUGCUGUGCACAGGUCCCCUCUCCAUCCUUAACGGACCAUUUCAGGAUGCCUAAGAGAGACAGAGACUGGGGUUGUGCUUGUGUUUCCCUAGUAAUUUUUUUUCCUUUUCUGUUGUUUCAAGAAAAGAUUCCCUGGAUUGGGGGAGAGGUUUUAUUUUACUGAAACCAGUCCUGUAGGAAUUUAUUUUAUUAGGAAACUUGUAUUUGGAGCAAAGUGGCAGCUAUAAGAUUAUUUUUAUUUUGCUUCAGAAAUAAGAGGAAGCCAGCAAAACUCUAGAGGGGAGAUACCAACUUGGAGACCUAAUACUCUAAAGCAGUAACUUUAACUGUUUUGUGUUGCUGUGGUUUCUAAACUGUUUGAUCAUAAUGUAGCAGUGUGACAUUGUGCUGAUGUUUUUUACAAAGUGGUUAAGAGCAGGUCUAAACAAAUACUGCAGUUGGCCCUGUAUGAGUGUUUGAAUCAAAAAUUUUAAAACGUAAGUGAAAAUUUCCUCUUUUUUAGACACUGGGAUCAAAGAAUUAUGUACAUUUUUACCAAGUAGUACUUUUAUAUUGAAUUAUACUGAACUAUAAAAAUUUUUACAAUGGGUUUUCUUAAUAGAAUGUUUCAUCUUAAACUAGAAAACAGGAGUUAUAGUCUUGGACUUUAAAAGGUUUUCUACUAAGGUAUUUACUACAAUUAUUAAAAAAUAAAUACUUCAGAUGAAUACACCCAGAAGGCAUGUGGGUUAUAAGGAUUUGUCUAAUAAAAACUAUAGUAAUAAGUACUUUUAACUGUUUAAUGUCUCACUUUUUUUGUCUUUACUUACAGUAUUAACUAUAGUUCUAGGAUUUUCCACAUUUUCUAGUGAGUUUUCAGAAUAUUGUGUCCUAAUUAGCAGAUAUUGUCAUCAUCAAAUAGUAACAGCAGACAGUACAUUUAUCCUCUUUUAGUACUGGGAAAAGAAUAAUGAAGAUGCAUUGAUUACUACUUUGUUUUGUGUGAAUUUAUUAAUGACUGACUUUAUAUGUCGAUAUUGAUAAACUAACAUCCCUAAAAAAACCUCUGUGAAAGUUUACUUUUUUUGUAUUCUGAUUAGUGGAUUGUGGUUUUAGGCCCUCUUCACGUGCUUCACUUUGACCGAGUUAACCCUGAUACUUUCCUGCUUUAGCUUGUAGAAGGGCAUAUUAUUUUGUGUACUGGAGGCCAGAGGGUCAGGGUAACUCACAGGUUUUUAAAGCUCCACUAAAAUUAACUAUCUACUUGUCUUUACUUCUCUUGGUCAGAAGAGUUGGUAACUCUGUUGGAGCCUUGUACUUACCUGCCAAAAGUGAUUAAAUGUGGUUAAUUGCUGAAACCAACUCUCCAGUCUCAAGUUCUAUGCUAUUCAAGUUUUCAAUAAAAGGGAUUUGUGGAGUAGUGAAAUUUUGGUUUUACUAUAGCUUUUGAUACCAGUAUGCAUGUUUGAAAUCUUGUCUUUUUUUUUUUAAUUUAGCAACUGCUUUCCCAAAAAGCUAAUUUAGAGAUCCAGAGAAUUCAAGGGGUUGGAAAAGCAGACACGUCAAGUCAUUUGCACUUUGUCCCUGUAAGUUACCUAAUAAAUUAUUGUACUGGAACAUGUGUGCCUGAAGGUUCUGUGGUAGGUGUAUUAAGCUGGCUUGUGGCUUCUUCUAAACUAUUUCAUUAUCCUUUCAGCCUUUACUACUUAGAGUGAUGCCAGAAUAUAAGUGAAUUAACAUAUGCUCAAGUAGAGUGAUGUUUAAUACAGAGUCCGAAAAUUGUGGACGAAGACAAGGGUGAGAGAGUGAUAAAUUAGUUUAUAGGACAAGUAUGUAAUAAGAGGACAA